Molecule: messenger RNA, 2069 nt
Organism: Alosa sapidissima (American shad)
Lineage: Eukaryota; Metazoa; Chordata; Actinopteri; Clupeiformes; Clupeidae
Gene: ifi30b
Product: gamma-interferon-inducible lysosomal thiol reductase
Exons: 7
Coding region: 918-1700 (260 amino acids)
Cellular component (GO): lysosome
Molecular function (GO): oxidoreductase activity, acting on a sulfur group of donors, disulfide as acceptor
Source: RefSeq, a predicted model, not a curated record
UGCAUGGAUAGAACUACUUCAUUACAAUGGAAUUGAUUCUUGAGCCCAGUGACAAAGGACAUAGCAUACGUAUCCAGAAAAGCCUCAAAUCAAUGGAAAACGCUUGUUUUGGCUAAGAAAACAAUUGCACUUGAAGACGUUUCAUGCUGACAAGCCCAACUAUCACAUCUCUGGUGGAGUGGCACUUGUGGUGGCCAACUGGAUUCUAGGGGUGACCUGUGCCACCCUGUACCUAUCUGGCUCUGCCUAUAGGCCCAGUUAAAUUAUUAAUUAAUGUAACGUAUAACACUUUAUUUGGGCUACAACUUAAUUUUAUUUACUAUUCGGCUAAACCCCCUUUAUUUUACAGUGAGGUCUAAAUGGGAUUUGGCAAUAUGGGGAAAUCCUUGAGGGAUUUCACUUUAUUUUUCAUCUACAUUUCACACAAGUGGUAAAGGCAUUGAUUGUGCAUUGAUGAGUGCUUUAUGAUCUUCAUAACCCUUUACUAAGGAAUAUGGUUGUGGAAAAUUAAGACAUUUGCUAUUAAUGCAGUUGGUAUUGAUGCGUAUCUAUCUAUGUAUUUUUGAUAACUACUUCCAUAUAAACGUUAUUAGGCUAAACUAACUUCUUGUCCGUUGUAGCUUGCGCUGUUCCUGCACAAUCCUGGCUCCGUAGCCUGGGACUCAAGUGGCGCGAGCGAGCCACAAUUACAGCAAAACUUCGCCCCCACCUGCUUGACUUUUCUUGCGUGCAGACAGCAGCAGAAGGCACGUGGUGUUCAUCACCAUAACAGCAGCUUUGAGCGCACAGCUGCAUUUGUACGCUGAUUGCCCUGAACCAGAGCGGUAGAAGAGGACAUCAUUGGAGGAGGAGCUCCCGAUUGUCUUAAAUCAGCUCAGAAGUUGGAAAACAGUGGACAAAAGAGUAACUGUGGGGUCAUGGUCUGGAGCGACAUGGAAUUUCAAGUCCUUCUGUUGAUUGUGUUCCUCUGUUUGACUUCAGAAAGAUGUGAGGGCAAAGUAAACCACAAACCAUCAACAUGCGGAUAUCCUCCAUCGCAGUGGUGCCGAAGUUUGGAAAUAGCUGUUGAGUGUGGGGUUCAGAAGCAGUGUCUGGAGCUGAAUGCCACGCAGCCCAACUCUGCAGCGCCCCCAGUGGAGGUGACCCUGUACUACGAGAGCCUGUGCCCUGGCUGCAGGGCCUUCAUCACUCAACAGCUCUACCCCACCUGGACACUUCUCAAGGACAUCAUGAGGGUCAACCUGGUGCCCUACGGCAACGCCCAGGAGAUGCAGAAUGCAGUCAUCUGCCAGCAUGGGGAGCCGGAGUGUCAUGCCAACCUGAUUGAGGCGUGUAUCCUGCACAUGGCCAGCCAUGAGGCUUUCCAUGUCAUCAACUGCAUGGAGGCCGCCUCCUCGGUCCUGCCUGCUACCCAGCCUUGCUUGCAGCUGUUUGCACCAUCCGUCAGGUGGGAGUCCAUCUCUGCAUGCGUCAGGGGUCCCCUUGGACACAGUCUGAUCCACGAGAACGCUGCCAAGACCCGAGUGCUGAAUCCGGCACACACACACGUGCCCUGGGUCACCUUCAAUGGGGUGUACACAAAUGAAUGGGAAGACCAGGCCAUGUCCUCUCUCUUUCAUCUGGUCUGCAGUUUAUACAAAGGAGGGAAGCCUCCUGCUUGUACGGGAGCCCUGCGGAAACUGGACAGAAGCUUUUGCUGACGGAAUAUCUCUGGACAUGAUGUGCCUUUCAUAUACUAUUUUUACAAUAUAAACAUCUCUUAGGACCAUCCUUUGGGCCGUUGAGCAUUUAUAACCUCUCAAGAUGACUGUCGUAUAUAAAACGAUGAGUUCACUUUUCAGCUUCCUGUGAGAAACUCGCAGGAAGUAGUUAUUUAUAGAGUGAUGUAUACAUUUACUUGAAAUAAGUCAAACGAGAAGCCUUUUUUAUUUUUAUUUGACCUUGACCUUAUCUACAUAAUCAUGAUUUUGUUCAAAGUUUACACAGUUUAACACAUGGCAAGCGGCUGUACAAUUAUUUCUCUUUUAUGUUAAAUAAAUCCCAAAUACAUAACCAACAUUUUUUACAAA